This is a messenger RNA of Bipolaris maydis ATCC 48331, 438 nucleotides long. The record is from RefSeq and is a predicted model, not a curated record. NCBI's taxonomy places the organism in Eukaryota, Fungi, Ascomycota, Dothideomycetes, Pleosporales, Pleosporaceae.
GCUCCAACAAUGGCACCAAACGAUGAACUCGAAGCGCGGGCAAGAUUCCUCCAAGAGGCUGCUAACCUCCUCGCCGUCUCUUCUCCAAAGGCAGCAGCAUUCAUUGGGAGGGCACACCACAAGUUUAUUGAAGAUGCUGAGAUCGAAAUUCCAAGUAAAGAAGCCGAUGCCUAUCGACGCAGCAUUUGCAAUGCUUUCCAAGCACUUCGGCACAAAGCACGCAGAAAGAAUCAGAAAUCAGCACCUGUAUUAGAUGCAGGGCCCAUUCCAACAUCGAAGAACCCGGCAAAGGAAGUCGACAACGCGCCCAAGACACUGAAUGCCAGCAGCAAGCAAAGACAAAAGGCACGCAAAGGCGGUUUGCAAGCAAUGCUCGACAAAAAGAAGUCGCAACACUCGGCCAGUGGCGGCCUCGACCUUAUGGAUUUUGCCAUGUGA